Solea senegalensis (Senegalese sole) is the source of this 3684-nucleotide messenger RNA. Its product is annotated as vesicular glutamate transporter 1-like. Lineage: Eukaryota; Metazoa; Chordata; Actinopteri; Pleuronectiformes; Soleidae. Gene Ontology annotation, molecular function: L-glutamate transmembrane transporter activity; neurotransmitter transmembrane transporter activity. Bases 565 to 2301 code for a protein of 578 amino acids. Gene Ontology annotation, biological process: transmembrane transport; monoatomic anion transport; synaptic transmission, glutamatergic. Gene Ontology annotation, cellular component: excitatory synapse; synaptic vesicle membrane. The transcript has 13 exons. The record is from RefSeq and is a predicted model, not a curated record.
CCUCCAUUCAAGGCUUGCGUGGUCCAAGAAUAGCUUCUGCCUCAAUAGUCUCUGCUUAUAACGCCGAGCUGCUGCUGCUGCUGCGGGGGAAAGGAAGUGACAUCUACUCCUACUACACUCACACCAGGAGAGAGAGAGGGGGGGGGAGAGAGAGAGCGAGAGAGAGAGAGGGAGAGAUUAUCGCGCAGGCGGUGGUAAUCUGGUUUCAGGACCACGGACAGAGACACCGCACCGGGCCAUGAAUCCCGGCCCUGAAGUUGCCUCCAGCUCCAAAAAACCUCAACCUCACACCGGACACGAGUGUGUGUGUGCGCGUGUGGAGAGAAGUUUGUGUGAGAGCGCGCUGAAGUCACGCACUGACCAUGUUUGUGCUCAGGUGAUUUCACAGGGAAAUCAGUGAGUGUCGAGGACGACAGAGGAAAGUGCCACUCCUCAAGUCAAAAUCAAGUUUUUUUUAAUUAAUGUGUGAGUGAGAAACUCGUGCGCUCAGGCGGGAGCGCGCACAGACUUAAUUUUUUUUUUUUUUUCGCUCACAUUGGUCCAUUGGAUCCUGGAGUCGUGAGGAUGGAAAUCCGGCCGGACAGGUUUAAGGCCGUGGCAGCCAAGACUCUGGGCAAGAUAUACGGAGUUCUUGAGAAGAAGCAGGAGAAUGGCGAGACCAUCGAGCUGUCGGCAGAAGGCCGUCCAGAGCUGGUGGAGGAGAAAGAGAUGCCCGUGGUGGACUGCACGUGCUUCGGGCUGCCGAGGCGCUACAUCAUCGCCAUCCUCUCCGGCCUUGGCUUCUGCAUCUCCUUUGGAAUCCGGUGUAACCUGGGCGUGGCCAUCGUCAGCAUGGUCAACAGCCACAAGGUCUACAAAGACAACAAGGAGGUCAUAGUGAAAGCUCAGUUUGACUGGGAUCCAGAGACGGUGGGAAUGAUCCACGGCUCGUUCUUCUGGGGAUACAUCGUCACUCAAAUCCCAGGAGGCUUCAUUUGUCAAAGGUUUGCAGCAAACAGAGUGUUUGGCUUUGCCAUCGUGGCCACGUCUUUCCUGAACAUGCUCAUCCCCAUGGCAGCGCGGAUGCACUUUGGCUGCGUCAUCAUCGUCAGGGUGUUCCAAGGACUUGUGGAGGGUGUGUCAUAUCCUGCCUGUCAUGGCAUUUGGGCGAAAUGGGCACCGCCUCUUGAAAGAAGUCGUCUGGCCACGACAGCCUUCUGUGGUUCUUAUGCUGGUGCUGUGAUCGCUAUGCCGUUAGCUGGAAUCCUUGUCCAGUACUCUGGAUGGUCAUCAGUCUUCUACGUCUACGGAAGUUUUGGGAUCAUGUGGUACUGCUUCUGGACCCUGGUGUCUUAUGAGAGUCCGGCAGCACAUCCCACCAUCACUGAGGAGGAGAAGAAAUAUAUCGAGGAAAGCAUCGGCGAGUCAGCCCAGAAUUCCAUACUGAAAUUUAACACACCAUGGAGGGCAUUCUUCACUUCCAUGCCCGUGUACGCCAUCAUUGUGGCGAAUUUCUGCAGGAGCUGGACUUUCUACUUGCUUCUCAUCAGCCAGCCAGCUUACUUUGAAGAGGUGUUUGGGUUUGAGAUCAGCAAGGUGGGCAUAGUUUCUGCACUUCCCCAUCUGGUUAUGACCAUCAUCGUGCCCAUUGGUGGUCAGCUUGCCGACUAUCUUCGCUCCAACCAAAUCAUGACCACCACUAAUGUCAGGAAACUCAUGAAUUGUGGAGGUUUUGGGAUGGAGGCGACUCUGCUGCUGGUGGUGGGCUUCUCUCACACUAAGGGUGUGGCUAUUACAUUCCUGGUCCUGGCUGUGGGUUUCUCUGGCUUUGCCAUUUCAGGUUUCAAUGUAAACCACCUGGACAUUGCGCCGCGAUACGCUAGUAUCCUCAUGGGCAUCUCCAACGGUGUGGGCACUUUGUCUGGCAUGGUUUGCCCACUUAUAGUCGGCACCAUGACAAAGCACAAGACACGAGAAGAGUGGCAGGGUGUGUUUCUCAUUGCCUCAAUUGUUCAUUAUGGAGGUGUCAUAUUCUAUGGACUUUUUGCGUCUGGGGAGAAGCAAGCUUGGGCCGAGCCCGAGCAACUGAGCGAUGAGAAAUGUGGCAUCCUGGACGAGGACGAGCUCGCCAACGAGACGGAGGAGCUCUAUCGCACAAGCGGCGGGGCAGGUUACGGCGCCAUGAACCAGGGAGUGGAUCCCAAUGGAGGAGGAGGAGGAGGCUGGGUCUCCGACUGGGACAAAACCGAGGAGUAUGUGCAACCAGCAGCCGGAACCAAUAACUACCUUUACAGAGGAGAGGGUGACAGAGAGCUGACGUAAGACACGUGGAUCGUCUCCACAAACAGCACAAUCAACAGAGUGACCUGACAAUUUUAAAAAAGUGCAGACUUGUACAAGGGACAAUUUUCUGCAAGUCUGUAGGCCUACUACUUUAUUACAUUACAACAGAACUGAAUUCAAAGAGACUGCACGUGGCUGCAGGUGAAAACAUUAGUAGAUAUAAAAAAUGUGUGUGUUUGCGUGUUUGCAGUUGUGUGACAGACAAUCUAUGUAAAACAAAACAAAAAAAAAAAAGUUGUAGGACCUGUUAUCCUCGGUGUAUUAACGAUUGGAGACCGUGGGUGGUGUUUUAGGUCCGGUGUGGCGUUCGUUGAUGUUUAUUCAUUGUAGUAAUUAUAGAAAAGUACUAAUCAAUUGGCACAUGUCAGUAGUAUACCUCUCAUUUGACACAUCUUCAGGCACAUAAGCACAUUUCUGUUUUUGUUCCUGUUUUUUGUCUCUGUCCCAUUGAAGUUUUAUUUUCAAUGUGCACACUUUUAGGGGGAAAAAAAAGCAUUUCACUUGUGCCAAUACAACAAAAAAACAUCUUGCGCUCAUAGUAUUGGUUUACUUAUCCACUGAGAAUUGAACACUUGAAUUGAAAGCCUCAUAUUUGACUGUAAAGAAUGGCAUUGUCUGGAUACAAAUCAAGAUUUUGUAUUAUACCAGGUCCCCACAAGUCAUUUUCUUUUCUUCAAAGCCCAGAAUCUGAAGCUUUACAUGCAAUGUUUUCCUUUAAGUCAUUGUUGGGUUCAACUAAUUUGUGCUCUAAUUCUUUCUCAGAAAAACAGGAACCCAACACAUGACUCAUUUAUUCUCUGUCUGUUUUGACUGUCGUUUAAUAGCAUAAACUGUCCAACCGGGUGCUUCACAGGCUUCAACCUUGGCAGGUGACUUACUUAAGUACUUAAGUGUGCAGUGCCGACUUGUAUAGAAAGUUCUUUGAUAGGAAAUGUAAGAGAUAUUGGUAGGAAAUGUCACACACAUACACAGAGGUCAGCACCAGUGGAUAUUCUUUCAUUCGCUAACACAAUACACUGUCAAUAAUACACAAUAAUACACUCAAAACUAAAGUGCACCUAAAAAGAAAGUCACUAAAUAAAAUAAAUGUUCUUACAUAAAAUAAAAGAAGGUGGAAAUCCCCUUUUGCUUUAUUAAUGUACAUAGUGCACCAAGCUGAAAAUGUUAGAUUAUCAGUAAAAAAAAACCCAACAAACUAAGAUUAAUUAAACAUAACAGGGUGAUAAUGCAUGGACAUCAAAACAAGUUUUAUUUAUUAUUUGUAGCACAUGUAAUGUAUUGAUACUUGCCCUCUUGUGGGAUGGUACCAGUGUUUCAUUGAUUAAAUUUCACUCACUAAUAAAUACACUGUAUUUAAUAUGA